Staurois parvus is the source of this 304-nucleotide messenger RNA. Lineage: Eukaryota; Metazoa; Chordata; Amphibia; Anura; Ranidae. The record is from the annotation of a GenBank genome assembly.
AUUAACUCUGCAGACAGUUGGCGACUUCUGCGCACUGUGCUCUUCAGCAUGUGCUGACCGCACUCUGUCAGUUUAUGUGGCCUACUACUUUGUGGCUGAGUUGCUGUUGUUUCCACUUUGUUAUAAUACCACUAACAGUUGACCGUGGAAUAUUUAGUAGCAAGGAAAUGUCACGGAUGGACUUAUUGCACAGAUGACAACCUAUCACGGUACCACGCUUGAAUUCACUGAGCUCCCGAGAGUGACCCAUUCUUUCACAAAUGUUUGUAGAAGCAGUCUGCAUGCCUAGUUGCUUGAUUUUAUA